UUAAGUUUAAUAGGUUCCGAAGCAAGGAAAUUUCAGCUAUACAUACGUUCAGAAAUAAUUCUUGAUUGGCGCCAACCGAAGGAAGGAACGAUGGAGGUGGACAAUCCUGUUGCCGCAAUGAAUGACACUGAAAUGUCCCAGGAAAUAGAAGCGGAAAAUCCUGGUGUCGCAAUUGAAGAAGCAGAAAGGCCCCAGGAAGCUUGGGAAGCUGCAGUUGCCGAAAUGGAAACUCCAGAGAGUUUUGAAACCAAUGAAAGUACUGAAACCACUGAGAGUGAUGCAACUACUGAGAUUACUGAAGACACUGAGCUAAGAGAAACAACUGCUGAAACCACUGACCUUACCAAAAUCCCUGAGCUCACUGAUACCCCUGUGCUUACCGAAACCACUGAGCUCACUGAAACUCCUGAGACAACUCAACCCUUUGAGAUUACUGCAAUUCUUGAGACUAUCGAAAUCACUGGGUCUUCUGAAACCACUGAAAUUAUGGAUGCCCUCGAGAUCGAGGAGGCACCCACUGCGGUGGUGAUGGUGGAGCAGCCGAACACGAUCAUUGAGCUGGUGGAUCUGUAUGUGCCACCAGUGCCGCAAGUGCAACCAGCGCAGAUGGAACCCAAUCCCGUGACCUUUGUGAGUGGUGAGCAACCACUGGAGUUCAUCUCUUUGCAGCAGGCGAAUGCGAUGUGGGGCAAUGCAGCCAUCAUGCUUUAUACCGAACCACCAAGGAACUCUGAGCCACCGGGUGGUGAAUCAGUUCGCAAAACGGGAACUCGUGGCGGUAAGCGCACUAGGAAUGCCGCCACUCCACGGCGACCCAGAAAACGCAAGCGACCCGAGACGCCACCACCACCACUGCCUGCACCACCGAACUUUCUGGCGCACUGCAUCAAUCCGUUCGAGAACGAUAUAAGUCCCAGGGUUAUUGUGCAGCCAGCUUACAGACCCUGGGUUUUCCCAAGGGAUCUCAAGAAGGACCCCAUACCGAUGAAGAAGAAGGUGAUAAUGCCCGCUGCUCAAGCACCUUCCAUUCCAUUCCCCCUCAGUGGAGCUGUGACCACUCCAACCACCCAAACGAAGCCGGCGAUGAGUCUCGCCCAAGUGCGCCAGUGCCUGCCGCUUUUUGGACCGAAGGUGCAGCUUACCCAGCUGAGCAGCCAGGGAUCCCUGCGCUUCAUGGCCGUCCUGCGGGAGGACAAUGGUGACCAGCGGCGGAUCGUCUUCACCGCCGAGCAGCUGCUCUCCUUUAGCGCCAUCUACUUGAGGAAGAAUGCGGCACAGGCCGCUGCAGUCAAUCGUGGAAGGCCUCCAUUGCCCUCGGGAGUCAAGAGAUUGGCCAACCAGCCAGGAGCCAUCAAGGCUGCAGCUCCAUUUCCGGCGAACUUCAAGCUUCCCCAGAUGAGGGCUCCCGUGGGAGUGGCUCCUUCGCAGGCCUUUGCAUCCUAUGUUGCUCCACAAGGUGCCCUACAAGGUGCCGCACCAACUGCUCCACAAAUUGGUCGACAAGUUGCUAUACCAGCUGCUCCACCAGUUGCUUCACUAGCUGCUCCACCAGCAAUUCAACAAGCGGUUCCACCUGUAGCUCCAAAAACUGUUUUACCAGUUGGUCCACCAGUUGCUCCUCCAACUGCUCCAAAAAUUGCUCGUCAAGUUGCAACACCAGCUGCUCCACUAACUGUUCCACCAAUUUCUUCAGCAACUGUCUCAUCAACUGCUCCGCCACCUAAUCCCAAUCCUGUCCAGAAGGAGGUUCCCAUUCCAAAACCCGUUUCACCGCCGAACUCGCCACCAUUCAACUAUUCCACGGUCGGUUUGCCCUUGAUCCUGAAGCGCAGUGCCCAGAUGAAGCUGCUCAAGCUGCGUCACCAGAGGAUCAGGGAAAAGUGGGCAGCUGAGAGGGAGGCCAAGAAAAAGGAGGAAGUCAAAAACGAGGAAGUCAGAAAGGAGGAGACUAAAAAGCAGGAUGAAACCAAGAAACUGCAAGAGGACACAAAACAAGAGGAGCCCAGCAAACUGGAAGAGGCUGGAAAGCCAGAGGAGGCUGAGAAAACCAGAGAUCUCAACGGUGAGGCAGUUAAAAACAAGAUUGUGGAUGAUUUAAGCCCUACAAUUUUAGCUACUCAGCAAUAUUAAAACUAAGAGCAAUCUACAUAAAAUACAUUUGAAUUAAAAGGGAGAGUUGGAUAUUCAAAAGAAUAUCUUUCUCAAACUGCGAUAACUCAAUACUAGAACUCCAAACGCUCCUAAUGAAAAGCACCAUAUUACAAAAAAGAAAAAUAAUUUAAUUAAUAAAAACCCCUUCUUCGCACUGCAAUUACUGUGCAAAAUACACUUAACGAUAAUGCGAGAUUUCGCUAUAUGUAUAUGUACAUAUCAAAUAAAUAGCAAUGCUAAUUGGCUUUGAUAAGCCCACCAAAUAAAACGCUUUGGUUUCGUG
Molecule: messenger RNA, 2434 nt
Organism: Drosophila ficusphila
Lineage: Eukaryota; Metazoa; Arthropoda; Insecta; Diptera; Drosophilidae
Product: proline-rich protein 36
Source: RefSeq, a predicted model, not a curated record